AUGGGCUGUUGGCUGAGAGGGGCCUGCUCCGGGCUGCUACUCGGGCUGCUACUCGGGCUGCUGCUGUCCUGCUUGCCCGCCGCCGCCGCCACCGGCCAACGCCCUGCCUGCCCGCCUGCCCGUCUGCCCGUCUGCAAAUCACCAGGCCCGGCUGCGUCGUCAUCAGAUCGGUGCCUGCGUAUCGCCCAGCAUCCCGCGCGCUUCCAUCACGGCAUGGCACACAUGGCACAGCACAGCCUCCUGCUAACCGCCUGCCCUGAGCCUGCCCAAAGAGCCCAGCACCAAACGAGAAGGCGCUCAAUGGGUCUCGCCGUGUUUCAUUUAUGA
This is a messenger RNA of Bipolaris oryzae ATCC 44560, 327 nucleotides long. RefSeq lists its product as uncharacterized. The coding region runs from base 1 to 327 and encodes 108 amino acids. NCBI's taxonomy places the organism in Eukaryota, Fungi, Ascomycota, Dothideomycetes, Pleosporales, Pleosporaceae. The record is from RefSeq and is a predicted model, not a curated record. The transcript has a single exon.